CACAUCGGUGGCACUACUCUCCAUGCCUUUGCAGGGAUUGGCUCUGGGAAAGCACCGCUGGAACAGUGCAUUCAGCUGGCAGAGCGGCCUGGGGUGCGGCAGCACUGGCUGGCCUGCCAGCACUUAAUUAUCGAUGAGAUCUCAAUGGUGGAUGGCAAGUUCUUUGACAGGCUGGAGGCAGUGGCGAGGGCAGUCAGAAAACGGGAUGAGCCUUUUGGAGGAAUUCAGCUGAUCAUCUGUGGGGACUUUUUGCAGCUACCCCCAGUUUCCAAGGCUAAUGAAGAAACCAAGUUCUGCUUCCAGGCAAAAAGCUGGAGGAAAUGCAUCCACAUAAACAUGGAGCUGACUGAAGUGCGGAGACAGACUGACAAGACUUUUGUCUCCCUCCUGAGUGCAAUCCGUUUAGGCAGGUGCACAGAGGAGGUUACCAGGCAGCUGAUGCAGACAGCUGCGAACAGGUCUGAGCGUGAUGGGAUCCUGGCUACACGGCUCUGCACCCACAAAGAUGAUGUAGAAAUAACUAACGAGAGAUGCUUGCAGCAGCUAUCAGGAAAAAUACACACAUUUGAGGCUUUGGACAGUGACCCAAUGCUAGUGAAGUUAAUUGAUGCUCAGUGUCCUGUGGGUGGUAGAAUUGAGCUAAAGCUUGGAGCUCAGGUGAUGCUAGCAAAGAAUUUGGAUGUUUCUCAAGGGCUGGUGAAUGGGGCACGAGGUGUUGUUGUAGGAUUUGAAAGUGAACAGAAAGGGCUGCCUAAGGUGAGGUUUCUCUGCGGGGUCACACAGGUCAUAAAAAUAGCGAAAUGGGUCUUCAAAGGACCAUCAGGGGUUCAUCUGAGUCGUCAACAGUUGCCUUUAAAAUUGGCAUGGGCCAUUUCCAUUCACAAGAGUCAGGGCAUGUCUUUAGACUGUGUGGAAAUCUCCCUGUCUCGUGUCUUUGAAAGUGGGCAGGCUUAUGUAGCCCUGUCCCGAGCCCGUAGCCUUGCAGGUCUCCGUGUUCUGGAUUUUGACCCCAAAGUAGUGAGAGCUGAUCCUUCUGUGCUGCAGUUCUAUAGACAACUGAGACGUCAUCAGCUUCUAACCCAGGAUUCACUACAUGCCUGUUCAGAUACUGAUGAGAAGGAGAACUGGAAAUGCGGCUGA
Acanthisitta chloris (rifleman) is the source of this 1140-nucleotide messenger RNA. RefSeq names its product PIF1 5'-to-3' DNA helicase (gene PIF1). Gene Ontology annotation, molecular function: DNA helicase activity. The annotation marks the transcript as partial. Gene Ontology annotation, biological process: telomere maintenance; DNA repair. The record is from RefSeq and is a predicted model, not a curated record. The transcript is spliced from 10 exons. NCBI's taxonomy places the organism in Eukaryota, Metazoa, Chordata, Aves, Passeriformes, Acanthisittidae.